AUGUUCACUUUCGCUGCCUUCUGCUAUAUGCUGUCGCUGGUCCUCUGUGCUUCUCUGAUCUUCUUUGCGAUAUGGCAUAUAACAGCCUUUGAUGAGCUGCAGGCAGACUUUAAGGUCCCCAUCGAUCAGGGCAAUCCACUCCAUGCGAGAGAGCGACUCCGGAACAUUGAGAGGAUCUGCUGCCUGCUGAGAAAGUUGGUGCUUCCAGAGUAUUCUAUCCAUGGGCUGUUCUGUAUCAUGUUCCUGUGUGCCCAGGAGUGGCUGACAGUAGGCCUCAACAUCCCCCUCCUCUUCUACAACACAUGGAGGUACUUCCACAGCCCCACAGACACUAAGGAGCUCCUCUACGACCCAGCCUCGGUCAUGAACGGAGACACGCUCAAGUUCUGCCAAAAAGAGGCCUGGUGCAAGAUGUCCUUCUUCGUCCUCUCCUUCUUCUACUAUCUCUACUGUAUGGUCUACUCCUUGGUAACCUCAUAA
This is a messenger RNA of Salvelinus namaycush (lake trout), 480 nucleotides long. Its product is annotated as protein cornichon homolog 3-like. Gene Ontology annotation, cellular component: synapse; dendrite. The transcript has 6 exons. Lineage: Eukaryota; Metazoa; Chordata; Actinopteri; Salmoniformes; Salmonidae. The record is from RefSeq and is a predicted model, not a curated record. The coding region runs from base 1 to 480 and encodes 159 amino acids. Gene Ontology annotation, biological process: vesicle-mediated transport; regulation of AMPA receptor activity.